AAAGUGAUUCUGAACGUGAAACCGACAUGUCGUUGUAAGCCGUUGACUUCAGCAGCGCCGCAUAACUACCACACUUCCCACAAAUUCACAAUAAGGAAAUUAAUCAGCGAGAACAAUGGCCGCCGCUUCCGGUAACUAUGCCGUCAACAACCCGGUUUUGGGCCCGGACUCGGACGCUCCGGACAAUCAGGGUCACGAGUUCGCCCAAUUCGGAUCCGGGUGCUUCUGGGGAGCGGAGCUGAGGUUCCAGCGGGUGGUCGGGGUGGUGAAGACCGAGGUCGGGUACUCCCAGGGCCACGUGGACAAUCCGAAUUACAAAUUGGUCUGCUCCGGAAGCACGAACCACUCGGAGGUGGUUCGGGUCCUAUUUGACCCGGAAGUCUGCGCCUAUACGGAUCUUCUCUCUGUGUUUUGGGAUCGUCAUGAUCCAACGACCCUCGAUCGCCAGGGAGGGGAUGUUGGUACACAAUACCGAUCCGGAAUCUACUUCUACAAUGAAAACCAGGCUCGUCUGGCCGAGGAAUCAAAGGCAGCAAAGCAGGCGGAGUUGAACGAUAUGGAGGUGGUGACAGAGAUCCUCCCGGCGAAGAAGUUUUACAGGGCAGAGGAGGACCACCAGCAAUAUCUCAAAAAAGGAGGACAAUCUGCCGAAAAGGGUUGCACUGAUCAAAUCAGAUGCUACGGUUGAUAAGUUCUGCAUGCAUUUGAUGCGAUAUGAUUGAAAAUCUUCCUGGGUCGUAGUCACCAACGAUAACAUAUGAUGCGUCAAUACUUGCGGAUUUUAAAUAAAUUAGGUUCGAAGUGGAACCAGAAAUGUAGUAAUGAAACAUUGUGGCAUCGGUUGGGAUUCAAGAGUUUAGGGUUUGAUUUUUGUGUA
This is a messenger RNA of Pyrus x bretschneideri (Chinese white pear), 877 nucleotides long. RefSeq names its product peptide methionine sulfoxide reductase-like. Gene Ontology annotation, cellular component: cytoplasm. Gene Ontology annotation, biological process: cellular response to oxidative stress. The transcript has 2 exons. NCBI's taxonomy places the organism in Eukaryota, Viridiplantae, Streptophyta, Magnoliopsida, Rosales, Rosaceae. The coding region runs from base 116 to 688 and encodes 190 amino acids. The record is from RefSeq and is a predicted model, not a curated record. Gene Ontology annotation, molecular function: peptide-methionine (S)-S-oxide reductase activity.